AGCCCCGACAGGAUGGGUAAGAAAAUUAAGAAGGAAGCGGAACCUCCUCCCAAGGAUGUGUUCGACCCAUUAACAAUUGAAAGCAAAAAAGCAGCGACCGUGGUGUUAAUGCUUAAGUCUCCAGAGGAAGAGAUUUUGGCUAAAGCGUGUGAAGCCAUCUAUAGAUUUGCUUUAAAAGGUGAAGAAAAUAAAGCAACUCUCCUUGAACUUGGCGCUGUGGAACCGUUAGCUAAACUGCUCACCCAUGAAGACAAAGUUGUAAGAAGAAAUGCUACUAUGAUUUUUGGAAUCUUGGCUUCAAAUAAUGACGUGAAAAAGUUGUUAAGGGAGUUAGAUGUCAUGAGUUCUGUUAUUGCUCAGCUCGCUCCAGAAGAAGAAGUAGUUAUCCACGAGUUUGCUAGUCUCUGUUUAGCAAACAUGUCCGCAGAGUAUACCAGUAAAGUGCAAAUACUUGAAUCUGGCGGAUUAGAGCCGCUCAUCCGACUGCUGGGCAGCCCAGACCCCGAUGUGAAGAAGAAUUCUAUCGAAUGCAUCUACAACCUGGUGCAGGAUUUCCAGUGUCGGACUACACUUCAGGAGCUAAAUGCAAUCCCUCCUAUGCUGGACCUCCUGAAGUCCGAAUAUCCAAUUAUUCAGUUGUUGGCCCUCAAAACCUUGGGUGUCAUUACGAAUGACAAGGAAUCCCGAGCAAUGCUAAGAGACAACCAAGGAUUGGAGCCCCUUAUUAAGAUCCUGGAAACUAAGGAACUGAAUGACCUUCAUAUUGAAGCGCUCGCAGUAGUAGCCAAUUGCCUUGAAGAUAUGGAUACUAUUGUGAUGAUUCAACAGACAGGGGGUCUUAAAAAGCUCCUCACGUUCGCAGAAAACUCUUCAGUUCCUGACAUCCAGAAGAAUGCAGCAAGAGCAAUCACUAAAGCAGCUUAUGAUCCUGAAAGCAGAAGGUUUUUUCAUGAGCAAGAGGUGGAGAAGUGCCUGGUCACCCUGCUGGGUUCUGAAAACGAGGGGACAAAAAUCGCCGCUUCGCAAGCCAUCUCCGCAAUGAGCGAGAAUUCAAGCAGCAAAGAUUUUUUCAAUAAUCAGGGGAUCCCGCAGUUGGUCCAGCUCCUGAAGAGCGACAACGAGGAGGUGCGGGAAGCAGCCGCUCUGGCCCUGGCGAACUUGACCACCAGCAAUCCUGCCAACGCCAGUGCCGCUGCCGAAGCCGACGGUAUUGACCCGUUAAUAAACACUCUGUCUAGUAAACGAGACGGGGCCAUUGCAAACGCGGCGACGGUGCUGACGAACAUGGCGAUGCAGGAGGCCCUGCGUGUGAGCAUACAGAGCCACAACAUCAUGCAAGCCAUCAUCGGCCCCCUGCAUUCGGCCAACACCGUCGUCCAGAGCAAAGCUGCCCUCGCGGUGUCUGCAACCGCCUGUGGCUAUGAGGCCCGGGCCGAGCUGAAAAACGCAGGUGGCCUGGAGCCGCUGGUGCAUCUCUUGUACUCCAAGAACGAGGAGGUCAGGCGGCACGCCAGCUGGGCCGUGAUGGUGUGCGCCAGUGACGAAGUGGUGGCCACGGAGCUGUGCCGGCUCGGCGCUGCAGAUAUCCUUGAAGAAAUUAAUCUGUCACUAAGUCGAAAAAAUAAGUUCAGUGAGGCAGCUUAUAACAAACUGCUCAACCACAAUCUUUCCUUGAAAUACAGCCAGACUGGCUAUUUAUCAUCGACUAAUAUCAUUAGUGAUGGAUUCUAUGAUUACGGGCGGAUAAGUCAUGGAACCAAACUUUUGCCAUUGAAGGAGCUCUCCUUCCAAGAACUAAAUGAUCAGCGUGCGAUACUCUUAAUUAACAGUAAACCUUCUGAUGCUUAUCCGCUUUCAAAUAUGGAAGAUAAAUCAUCCGACACUGCUUAUGGGCGAAGUAUUUCUUCCUCCUCAUCUUUAAGGAGAGCAAGCAAAGAAAAGACCAGUGCUGGAGUUGGAUCUCCCACAGAAGAAAAAUCAGAACCUCCCUCUGGACGAAAUUCUGUUCUUAGCAAAAGUGCCACAAAGGAAAAAGGACCAAGGAAAAUCAGGGGGAGGAAAGAAGAGGAAAAAGUGAAAGAGGAGGAGGAGAUUUUGUCGGCCCCCAAAAUGUCUGGAGACGGGAGCCCUGACAAAGAGUGGUGCCCGCCUUCGGACCCCGACUUCUGUCUCUAUGUCUUUGAAGUGGCCAAAAUAAUCCUGCCCAUAACCAACAUCAAGGAACAGAUCGAGGCGCUCGCGAAGUAUGUUGCCGAAAAAAUGGGUGGUCCUAUUCCCAAAGAGAAGCUUCAUGAAUUCAGCUGGGAACUUCAUAUAAGCGAGCUAAAGUUCCAGCUUAAAGCCAACGUCAUACCAAUUGGACUGAUCAAAAAAGGGACCUUCUACCAUCGAGCCUUGCUUUUCAAGGCUCUGGCCGAUAAAAUUGGCGUUGGCUGCUCUCUGGUCCGUGGGGAGUACGGCAGAGCGUGGAAUGAGGUGAAGCUGAUGGACAAGUCUCGAAAGGGCUUGAUGGGGUGUCUGCCUCCCCCUGAAACGUACAUCGUGGAUCUCAUGUUCCAUCCGGGCGAGCUGAUGAAGUUAAAGAGUAAAGAGGCGGACCUUUACAGAUUCCUCUGA
This is a messenger RNA of Echinops telfairi (small Madagascar hedgehog), 2616 nucleotides long. It is a transcript of the gene ARMC3, whose product is annotated as armadillo repeat containing 3. Bases 13 to 2616 code for a protein of 867 amino acids. The transcript is spliced from 19 exons. NCBI's taxonomy places the organism in Eukaryota, Metazoa, Chordata, Mammalia, Afrosoricida, Tenrecidae. Gene Ontology annotation, molecular function: protein binding. The record is from RefSeq and is a predicted model, not a curated record.